GACAAUGGGCGAGCAACCGAUUGUCAAGGCCAAGGAAGCCGAGGAGCCUUUUCUCCAGCACAAAGAAGCCCCCGAGAAUCAAACGGAUGAACCAGAUGAGGAUACAACCUGUGGCUUUUGGAUAUUUAAGGGGAAAUCCCUGCAAAGUUUCGCUACCGAGAGAAUGUAUGUGACAUUGUAUGGCAUUGCGGGAUGUACCAUUGCGAUGACCUUUGCCUAUUUUAAUGGCACUAUAACCACCUUGGAGAAACGCUACAAGAUACCCACUCAAAUGUCGGGCAUUAUUUCGGUUGGCAAUGACAUGUCAACCAUGUUCGCCUCGGCUCUAUUGGGUUACUAUGCGGGUUCGGGACAUCGUUGUCGUUGGAUGGGAGUUGGACUCCUUACCUUUGUGAUAUUUUGCCUGUUGACCAGCUCAUUGCACUUCCUGUAUGGAGCUGGUGAUGAAGCCUUGAAAUUGACCCGUGAAUUUGGUGCUGCCAAUGGCUCGGAGCAUAUUAUGCAUUUGGAGAAUAAUCGAGCAAAACUUUGCCAACAAAAUGCCAGUUCAUCCUGUGUGCAGGAGAGUGAUGCUUGGAUACCACAAGCUGUGCUACUUACAGCCCAAGUCAUAUCGGGAGUGGGCCAGGCUCUGUUCUAUGUCCUGGGCAUAUCCUAUAUGGAUGAUAAUCUCACCAAGGCCAAAUCGGCAGUCAUGUUGAGUCUCUCUACAUUUUUGAGAAUGUUGGGUCCAGCAAUUGGUUUCUCUUUGGCUGCCUUUUGCCUGCGACUCUAUAUAGAACCUUCUUUGGAACCUCUGAUCACACCGAAAGAUCCUCGCUGGCUUGGUGCCUGGUGGCUGGGCUGGUUAAUCCUUGCUGCUGCAGUCCUGGCGUCUGCCGUCUUCAUGUUUUUCUUUCCCAAAGAGUUGCCCAGUGCCAAGGCUAGGCGGAUGUUGGAGAAGCCAGAAACUAAACACCUGCAGCCCAAAGAUCUUUCUGUCGGGGACAUGAUGAUUGCCAUUCGUCGAAUACUGAGCAAUAAGGUGUUCAUAUUGAAUACCUUCUCCUCGAUCGUCUAUUUCUUUGGCUAUAUGGUCUAUUGGAUAUUUACACCGAAGUACAUAGAGGUUCAGUAUAGACAGUCGGCGGCUGUGGCCACCAUGGCCACGGGAACAAUAGCUUUGGGUUUCUCGGCAGCUGGAGUUCUGCUCUCUGGCUAUGUGCUAUCCAGGUAUAAGCCAAGUGCCAGACUUUUGGCUGCAUGGAAUGCCACAGUGGAUUUUCUAACUGUGGCCGGAAUGGUGGGUUAUGUGUUCAUUGCUUGUGAGGGCAGUGACAAUGUCACCAAUAUGACAAUCUCGCGUCAGGCUAACGAUACCUGCAGUCCCUCGUGUCAUUGUGACUAUGUGGCAUAUGCUCCCAUUUGUGGACCUCAGAAUGUGACCUAUAUAUCGCCAUGUCAUGCGGGUUGCAUGGACACGGGCAAAGAUGAUUUGGGUCAAACAAUUUUCACAAAUUGCCAAUGCAUGGGGAAUUCCUCAAUAUUUCUCGGCAAUUCCAGUCUCAGCAGUGAGUUACCCUUUGGCGUGGAUGGUCCUUGUCCAGUGGAUUGUUUUGGACAGUUUAUCACCUUCUUGGUGGUCAUGUGCAUCCUGAAACUAUUUGGUGCCUCUAGCAAGAAUACUGGCAUCCUUAUCAGUCUGCGGUCUGUUUUGCCCGAGGAUAAGAGUUUUGCCCUCGGUCUGGGAUCAAUGGUGGCUUCGAUCUUUGCCUUUAUACCAAGUCCCAUAUUUUUUGGUUGGCUAAUUGAUAACUAUUGUUUGGUUUGGGGUAAAACCUGCUCGAGUAAGGGCAAUUGUUGGCUCUAUGAUACCAAGUCGAUGAGAUAUGCCAUGAAUCUGACUGCUGCGUUUUGUGUAUUUUUGGGAGGUUUACUCAACAUUGCCGUUUGGUAUUAUGCCAAAGAUCUAAAGAUAUUCGAUGCAGAGGAUGAAAAGAAACCAAAAAAUCAUAAUUUAGAUGAUAUCAAAUUAAGCUCUUUGAGGGCCAGUAGCAAGGAUUUGCAAUUUUAAUUUUUAUUAAAUAAAUAAAUCAUGUAUUCAUUGCUAAUUUUCUUACUUGAAUUCA
This is a messenger RNA of Drosophila willistoni, 2108 nucleotides long. RefSeq names its product solute carrier organic anion transporter family member 74D. Gene Ontology annotation, cellular component: membrane. The transcript is spliced from 7 exons. The record is from RefSeq and is a predicted model, not a curated record. NCBI's taxonomy places the organism in Eukaryota, Metazoa, Arthropoda, Insecta, Diptera, Drosophilidae. The coding region runs from base 5 to 2053 and encodes 682 amino acids. Gene Ontology annotation, molecular function: protein binding. Gene Ontology annotation, biological process: transmembrane transport; sodium-independent organic anion transport.